GAGUCCCUCCAUUUGGUAUACAAUGUUAAUUAGCCUGAGAUGCCUUUGAUAGGUAUGGUUCAUCUUUGCAAUAGAAGCAUGCUUAAAUGAUUCAAGAUUUGAGAGAGAGAUCCCAAGAUCCCAAAUUACUUCGCUGACCAUAGAGAAUUUUGGUGGCAAUUCAUUUAUUCCACCUCUUUUAAAAAAAACCAGAAUGUCAGCGACGAAGCAUUCACUGUCACGGGAAAAAGCAGGGACUAAAAACAAGCCAGCGUUAUUCAGCAGCCAAAUACAAAAUGAAACAUAUUUUUAGCAAUGGGUUUAACUUAACUAACUCUCAUAGCAAUUGCCGAUGAAGCUGGAAGGGUUCACGAUCACUGUGUUUUCUGCUCACAGUCCCUGCCGGCGCGGCGGAGCGGAAGCGCCGACAGCAGCCAGCGCCGGGCCCGCCACGGGAAGGCCGCGCCGCCCCUCACGGAGCCUGCGCUGCCUCCGGGCGGCCCCGGGGAGCCGCUCCUCCCGCGGCCGGCGGGGCGGGACCCUCUGGGCGGGCUGGGCCGGGCCGGCCAUGGCGGGCAACGCGGACCGUGGCGAGCUCAGCCCGGGCUCGCUGCGGCAGCGGCUGCGGAGCGCGGAGGAGGCGCAGCAGCGCCAGGCGGGGCUGGUGCGGCAGCUGCAGGACGAGGAGUCGGGCCGGUUUGCUUGCAGAGCAAGUUUGAAAACUCAUUUCGGUCGCUUCAAGGACCCCCUUGAACAGCGGAAUGUUGGCUCGGGGUACGCGGGGCCCGCAGGUCAAGUAGAGCUGCCUGCACCUGUCCCGUCGUUCUGCUUGCUGCCGCUGUCUCAGGUACUGCAGUACCAGACCUGGUGUCGAGAGUUGGAGCAGCAAGUGAAAGCUGGAGGGGGAUCCCUUCCAGGCAGGUGGGAAGCCACAGCAGACCACAGCCUGGAGAAAGCACUGCUUCAGGUGGAAGAGGAGCAGCAAAGGUGUGAGAAUCUGGCAGAAGUGAACACUCUCCUGCGGGAGCACCUCGAUAAAGCCAGUGAGGUUAAUUCCGUCCUCAAAGAAGAUGUUGGGAAACUGACGGUGGAUUGGAUGAGGGCCCGGGAGGAGCUGGAGUUGAAGGAGAGUGAAUGGCGCAGUGAACGUGAGCUUUAUGACAGCUACUUAAGGGGGGAACAUGCCCGUCUGCUUGGCCUGUGGCGGCAGGUGGUGACCUUCCGCCGCCAUUUCCUGGAGAUGAAGACUGCCACGGACCGAGAUUUGUCAGAGCUGAAGGCAGAACAGAUGAGGCUUUCUGGAUCUAUUCUUGUGAAGUGCUCUCGCCUGAGCUCCUGUGUGCAGCUCAGGGAGUCCAUCCCUCUGGGUAAACCUGUCCUGAAGGAUAAGGCAGAGGAGCAAGUGGAGCCAAAAAUAAACCAGACAGCUGAGGAAGUGAUAGCCUUACAAGUCACGUGUGACGUGGAGAAGAAAGAGCUUCAGGACAGGGUGAUGGAACUCUCAGCCUUGCUUGUACAGUCUCAGAAGCAGAACGAGGAGAAGGAGAAGACCAUGAAAACACUUAACGACACAGUGGAGAUUCUAGAAUCAAGUUGGAUAGAAAAAGAAUUUGCAGCUUCAUUGACUAACAGUACCAAAGAAGAGAAUCUUUUCCUUCAAAAGCUCAUUAAAAACAUCACUGAGAUGGUGUUAGAUGACAGUGACAGCAUGGUCAGCAUUAUCUGCACUGGCAGUUCCCAGCACGCAGACUCUGGGCACAUCUUCUCAGCUCCGAGAUCUGUUGAUACAGGGCAUGCCUUUAGACUGGUUCUGGAAGCACUGGCAAGGAUGCGAGGGGCAGCACAGGCCCUGAGAGAAGAGCUUUCUGCUAGGCAGGACUCAAACAAAUUCCUGCUGCAGCAGCAGAGGCAUCAGGAAGAGAAGUGCAGGGAGGUGCUGCAAAGGCUUGAGCAACUGGAGGAGAAAUGCAAGAAGUCCAGCAGCCACCAACAGCACCUUCAGUCUUUAGUAGAAACACUCAGAAGUGACUGUGCAAACCUUGAGAAAACUAGGGAAGAGCUACAGGAACAGCUUGGAUUAAGGGAGCAAGAAGCUUCAUGUCUGCGUCAGAGUAACGCUGAGCUGAAGAUGAAGGAAGAGUCAGCCCAGGCAGAAAAGGCAGAGCAGCAGGACAGGAUGGAGAGAGCACGCCAUGAGCAGGAGCUCCUAAUGAAGGACUUGGCUGCACUUGAGGAAAAACACUCAUUACUGCAGAGCGAGUUGGUAGUCAAGAGACAGACACUGGAGAAAUUGCAACUUCAGAAGGAUCUGCUGGAGCAAGAGAAGGAUGAGUUUGCCAUGGCUCUGGAGAAGGCAGAGCGGUCAGUGGCAGAGCUGACAGGGGCUCAGAACAAGCUGAAUGCUGAAAGAGCUGAUCUACAGGCUGCAGCAGCGAAGAUGAGUAGCAUCAAUGAAGCUCUUGCACUGGACAAAGUUCAGCUGAACAAAUAUGUGUGGCAGCUGGAGCAAGAGAAGGAAGUUUUGUCUGCUAAAGUGGAUGAGAUGGAGAGAGCCAAGAUCUGUGAGCAGGAGAAGUUGAACUUCUGUGAAAGAGCAAACAAAGAGCUCUGUGCAGAGAAAGCCCGGCUAGAGCAGUUACUCAAGGAAGCAGAGGAGCAACGGGAGGAACUGUGGCUGGAGCUUAGGACACUAGGAGAGGAGAAAGCAGAAACUCAGGACAAAUUCCAUCAGGUUUCCCAGGAGCAAGAGUCAUUGAGCAGGGCUCUGGAGCAGCUGCGCCAGGAAUCCUCUGACCGAGGGCAGGAACUGGCCCAGGUGUGCCGAGAGAAGGAGCUGCUGGGCCGGGAGAAGGCUGACCUUGAGGGCCGCCUGGCAGCCACAGAGCGCCACCAACAUGACCUUUCCAGGCAGCUGGCAGAGACCAGGUCAGCAAAGGAGAGCCUGCAGUCCAGGUUGUUUGCUGCUCAGCAGCAGAUAUCACAGCUGGAGAUCACCAGAAAUCAUCUGGAGGCUCAAGUUCUCAUAGUCACACAGGCCAAGGAGGUGAUAGAAGGAGAAGUGAAGUGCCUGCAACAUGAGCUGGAAGCAGAGAGAGCUCUGAGGAGGCAGGAAGAAGACACAGCUCAACAGCUCCUGCAGGCAGAGCAGCAGCAUCACGAAAGCCUCAGACUUCAGGGAACUGCUCAGCAACUGGAAAUAAAGAAGCUCCUGCAAGACCUGGCGAGUGAGCGCGAAAGGCACCGUGCAGAGAUGAAGGAGACGCUGGAGCAAUGGGAGAAAGAGACGGCAGAGAGAGAGCAGGAGCACAAGAAGGUCCUGCUGGAAGAGCAGAAGGAGAAGAGUGCUUUAUCAGAGGCACUGCUCCAAACUCAGGAAGAGCUCAGCCGAGCCCGCCAGCAGGUGCAGCAGCUCAGGCAGGAGCUGAAAGAGCAGCAAGAGAAGGGGCAGGUGGGAGAGUUGACAUCUCAGCUGGCAGCCUCCCAAGAGUGCCAGGAAACGACUGUGCAGAGAGCCCAGCAAGAUGUGAGGGAGGCCCAGGAGGAGUCCAGGCAGAGGAUCUUGGAGGUUGAGCACGUCCAGAAGAUGCUGGUGGAGGCAGAACAUAAGAACAAGGAGCUGCAAGUGCAUCUGGAGUACCUGGAGGGGGAAAGGAGUCGAUGGGAAGAAGUGGAACAGCAAAAUUCAGAAUUGCAGGCUUCUGUCAAUGCCCUAGAGAGGGAAAAAGCCAGGCUGACUCUGUGUCUGGAAGAAAAGGAUCUGAGCCUCAGAACCCUGGAAGAAAACAACCUGGCCCAGAUCAGUCAGGUGUCUCAGCUUCGUUCUGCCCUUACCCAGGCUGAGGAGCUCCACUCAGAGCAUAGAAGAGAAAUGCAGGAGCUCAACAACCAGAUCCGGGCCCGGCAGGACGCAGUGCUGCAGAUGGAGGCUUCCCAGGCAACUCGAGAGAAGCAGCUGCUGAAGGAGCUGGAGGAGUCUCGAGCAGGAGAAUGCCAUUUGAGGGACUCUGUGCACGUGCUGCAGGCUGAGGUGUCUGAGCUGCGUGUGAAGCUCCAGAGCUCUGAUGACAGAGCAGAGGCCUUGGCCACACAGUGUCAACAGGCCAGAUGUGCCCACCAGGAAACUCAAUCCCAGCUGGACAAACUGCUCUUGGUUCUCGACCACAUGAUCAAGGACAGCAGAGACUUGGUCACUUGGAGCUCAGAAGAGAGUCAUGUCAUGGGCCUAACUGCUUCUCAGGCUGGGGAUGUCUCCACAGAGCUCACAGUGGACAGAGUGGCAGCAGCUCUGCAAGACCUGCAGCAGCACCUGGAGCAUUCCCAGAAAGAUGUGAAUGAUGCAAGGAAGAAGAUACAGGCCUUGGAGCUGCAGCUGGGCACGGGGCAGGAUCAGAUGGACAGUCUCAGAGCCAGCAAUCAGGAACUGCAGAUACAGUUGGAUGAAAGUCGGACAGCGUUGUUGAGGGCAGAACACCAGAAGACCUCUCUAGAAACUGCCCUGAAGGAAGAGGCUGUGACUCUUUGUCAGGAGGUGGCAUCUCUGAAGAGGAAAUUGGAGGACCUGGAGAAGGAAAGGAAAGAUGUGCUGCAUGAACGGGACAGGCUGCAGGCAGAUAAAGAAAAACUAGAAUAUGAGAUAAAACUUCUGGAGGAAUCAGUCACAGUCUCUGAAACCCGAGCAAAUACAGCAAUAGACAAGAAUCACUCCCUUGAACAAGAACUCCAAACUGCCCUGUCCAUGUUAAAAAUUAAAAAUGAGGAAGUGCAAAACCAGGGGAAGAAAAUGGAGUUUCUUCAAAAAGAGGCAGCAGAGACCAAAGCUUUGCAGGAGCAUCUCACUCAUGUGACUGCCAUCCUGUCAGAGAGGGAGGGAGAAAUGAAGUUGUACCAAGAGCAGAUGAGAAUGUUGGAAAAGCAGAAAGAAAUGCAUAAAACUGCUCUCAAUCAGGUUAUUAAGGACAUAACAGAGAAAGAACAGAAGACAGAAUCCCAACAGGAACAGAUACAGGAGCUGGAGAAGCAGCAAGAAAAGCAAAGGAUUGUUUUAAGCAAAAUGAGCCAUGAGCUGGAAGAGAAGGACCAAGAGAUCAGAUCCCAGCAAGAACUGAUAAGGGAGCUGGAGAAGCAGUUAGAAUUGCAGACCUCUGCUUUCAGCAGGGUGAGCAAAGAGCUGGAGGAGAGACACCUGGAGAUCAAACUCCAGGAGGAGAAAAUAAUGAUUCUAGAACAGCAUGGUGCAGUACAAGUCAGAAAUCUGCUUUUGGAUCUUGAUGAUAUGGAAGGAAACCUGAAGGAGAAAAGAUUGGAGCUUCUUUCUCUGACUCAGCAGAUUCAAAAAUUGGAAAAGGAGAGAGAAGAUGUGAAAUCUCUAAAUGCUAGCCUUGAACACCUGAGAACUGUUCUUAAGGACAGAGAGAGUGAGUGUGAUGCUCAAAGGGAAGAGUUAAGGCUCUUGCAGCAGCACAAGGAACAGCAAGACAGGCAUCUGCAAGAGCUUCUUGGUAAAGUAGAUAUCAUGACACUUUCUUUAUCUAAAAAAGAGCAAGAGCUUGAUUCACAGCAAAAGCAAAUGCAGGAAGUUGAAGAAGUCAUGGAAAUGCAGUUAAAGAGUGUCCAUGACCAACUGGAGCAGGCCUUAGCAACCUUAAAAGAGAAAGACAGACUUAUGGACAUCCAAAAGCAACAAACAAGGAGCUAUGAGGAAAAAAAAGAGCAACAGAUUAAUGUCUUGCACAGAGACUUAGACUACUCUAGAACAAUAUUGAAAGAAAAGGAUUUAAUGAUUGAAUCUCAGAAGGAACUGAUUGAGACCUUCCAAAAACAAAAGCAAGACUCUGAACAGCAGAAGCAAAUUCUGCAUUGUCUUCAAGGGGAACUAAAGGAAAAAGAGCAGGAAAUUUUGUCCCUUAGAAAGCAAUGUGAGGCAUGCAAGGAAAAGGAGGAAAAGCAUGAAGCUGGGCAAAGAAAUUUCCAUGCAACAACACUGACUCUGAAAGAAAAAGAAGACAAGAUUUGUCUUCUGGAGGACACCAUCACAAAGCUUCAACAGCAGAAGGAAGAGACAGCGGUGCAGGCUAAAGCCAUACUGCAAAAACUAGAAUAUGCUGAAUCUUCUCUUGAAGCUAGAGAUCAAGAGAUAGUGUCUUUGCAAGAGCAUGUCCAGGACCUUCAAGAGCAGAAGGAGGUGGCAGGCAAGCAGGCCAAAAGUCUAGAGCAGGAUCUUGACAAAGCAAGCCAGAUGUUGAAGAAGAGCCAGUUGGAGUUCCUCAAGCAGACAGAGCAAAUUAACACGUUCCAGCUUCGUGAAGAAAGCAUGAAAGUAGCUCUAACAUCAUGUCAGAAGCAAGUGACUCUACUUGAGGAAGUGGUGAGGAAGAAAGAUGAGGACAAUGACACUCUUAGGCAAAAACUCCAGCAUGUAGAAGAAGAACUGAAGACUUUGCAGAAUCUCCAGCUUAGGCUAACUGAGAAGAAUGAAGAGGUUAGAUAUGAUGAAGAGCAAGAGUUCCUGAAAGAGACCUUCCCUGAGAGAGAGGGAGAGAUCAAGACUCAAAGUGAGCAAAAGCAGAUAGAAGUGGAAAUAAGAGCUCUUCGGGAAGAUCUCCAGCAAGUUCAGCAGACUCUGACAAAGAAGGAUAAAGAGAUCAAGUACCAGACAGACAGAGUCAAGUAUUUAAAGAAGACUCUGAUAGAGAGAGAACAAGAGCUUAGGAGGCAGAGUGAACUCCUGAAAGAAUUAACAUUGGCUUUGCGAUGGAAAGGUGAAGGGGAAACCCUAAAGAAACAAAUCCAAAAACUCCAAAAAUGGGAGGAAGAGGAAGUAGAGAAGAGGAAAAUUCUCCAGGAGAGAGACUAUCUCUUGCAAAGGCAGAAGCAAAUUACCCAAGAGUUAGAAGCUGAGAGGGAAGCCAGUGGUGAAGAGUUGGAGUGUGUGACUGCUGCUUUGAAGCAGAAAGAAAGCAGAGAACGUGAAUGGAGAGAGAAUGCUCAAGUCCUGAGUGCUGCACUGAGCAGGAGUGAAAUGGCCAAUGGGAAUCUGAAGAAAGAAAUAACCAUCCUGCAGAGAAUGAUUUCAGAGAGAGACACAGACCAAUUUCAUCAACAGCAGGCUGUUGCUGAAGGGGAGCAGCUGUCAUGGCUGUCAGAGAAGAGACUCAUGUUGCAGAGCCUGGAAUGUCUGCAGCAAGCAGUUGCAAAGAUGGAAGAUGAAAAGGUGGAGCUCAGGCAACAAAACACUGAACUCAGGAGGACUCUUGAGCAGGUGGAACACGAACGGAGGAGACUGAAGAGAUGUUUUAGGGGUCGGUUACUCCCAGAUGCUUCUGGAUUUUCUCCCUCUGAGUCUGACCAGUGCAAGUUGCCCACUUCUAGACAGGAGGAGUCUCAUGCUCACUGCAGUCAGCGCUUAUCUGAGUUACAGAACCAGGUGUCCCUGCUGCAGUCACAGCUGGCCUCAGACUGGCAGCACCGGCAGAACUACAUUGAGAGCUGUCAAAGGACCAGCCUGGAGCUGUCAGACCUUCACCAGGAGCUGUCCUGCUCCUUAGCAGCUGUGCUCAAGGAGCCCAAAGCUGCUGUUCUGGAAGAAGAGACUCGGAAGCUGGAUCUGUCUCUGAACCUUAACUCAGCACUGACAUCCCUGGGCCACCAGUCUCUGGAGAGACAGCUGGAGCAUCCAAGAGCCAAACCUGCCAGAAGCAGUGAUGACCUGAGGUAACAGCACCUCUGGUCUCCGUUUGAAUGGAACUAUUUCUCCUAAGACAAAGAGCUCAUGGAUGUGAGAAAUGGGAUCGGCUCCUCCCUGCCUUAAACAUCUGUUGGUCUCACAUUUGGCUGGUGUCAAACCUCACCUUAUGUUGAGGAUUAGAAUCUAUGAAACAUUAUUUCAUGAAGUAGAUGAUUUCUGGGACCAAAAUUUGAAUAUGUGAGAACAACAACAUAGGUAAGGAGAGGGAAUCAUGUAUGGAGAAUGAAGCCCAAACAAAAAAAAAAUCCUUGAACAGUGUGACUUGUGGGUGACAUCUGUCCGAGGGCAGCUAAUUAAAAUAAAAGGACACAAAGAGUGUGCUACAAACAAUUAAAGUAACAUAACAGUUUCUGGUGUUGGCAUUUGCAAGCAUCUCCUAGGGACAGGCAUUUUAAUUUUUUUUAAUAAAAUGUUUUUCAGAAGAA
Motacilla alba alba is the source of this 8148-nucleotide messenger RNA. RefSeq names its product centrosomal protein 250 (gene CEP250). The record is from RefSeq and is a predicted model, not a curated record. The transcript has 31 exons. Lineage: Eukaryota; Metazoa; Chordata; Aves; Passeriformes; Motacillidae. Bases 332 to 7693 code for a protein of 2453 amino acids.